This is a messenger RNA of Leptidea sinapis, 3839 nucleotides long. RefSeq lists its product as uncharacterized. Lineage: Eukaryota; Metazoa; Arthropoda; Insecta; Lepidoptera; Pieridae. The record is from RefSeq and is a predicted model, not a curated record. Bases 156 to 1016 code for a protein of 286 amino acids. The transcript is spliced from 8 exons. Gene Ontology annotation, cellular component: nucleus.
CAGCCGGCCGGCAGCCGAAUUUUAACGAUGUCACACUCGGCUAUAUUCGUUGCGACGCCGUGUAGCACUUAGCGCGUAGGUAUAUUAUUGUGUGGCUACUCUGAAGUCUGAACAGUGAACUGUGUCGCUAGCGGGAUCUACUUGUUCCAAAGAAAAUGGCAGAUGUAACUAAAGAAGAUCUUGAAAAGGAAAUUUCAAAAAUUCUUCAAGAUGCAAACUUAGCAGAAAUUGCAACUAAGAAUGUCGUACAGAAAUUGGAAGAUAAGUUUGGCACAGAUUUGAGUGACAAGAAAAAGCUGAUAGAUCAGCUUGUGAUGGACUAUGUUAACAGCAAGGAAUCGGAUAAUGAGGAUGAAGAUGACGAGAGCGAGGAAGAAAAGAAACCAGUGAAGCGAGCUGCAAAAACAAAGAGAGCGCCCAAGGAGAGCUCUGAUGAGGAAGAAGAGGACGGGUCUAAUGAGAGUGAAUCCGAGGAAGAGAAAAAGCCAGCUAAGAAGGGAAAGAAGAAGGCUGAUGUUGACGAAGACAGAAAGCCGGCAAAGCGCGCUGCCCCGCCUUCCAAAGCCUCCUUGAAAAAAGUUCGCAAGGAUUCCUCCGACGAAGAUGAAGACGUAUCAAACAAUAGCGAUUCUGAAGAGGACAGAAAGCCAGCGAAGAAAGGUAGAAAGAAGAAGGGCUCCGAAGAUUCGGACAGUGACUGGGGAAAGAAGGAAAGGGCGGCUAAAGCAAAGAAGGGCGGCGCAAAGGCGGGGGGCAAGGCAAAAGGCGGUAAGGGUGGUGGAUAUACACGGCCGUUACGGCUGUCUCCCGCACUGUCUGAACUGAUGGGUGCGGAGUCGAUGCCGCGCCACGAGGUGGUCAAACAAGUGUGGAACAUUAUCAAGACGAAGAACUUGUACGACCCCAACAACAAACAGUUCGCCAUCUGUGACGACGCGCUCUACAAGGUAAUUGGCACGAAGCGAUUCAGAACAUUUGGCAUGAUGAAGUAUCUGAAGACACAUUUCCUAGACUAGGUGACAUUAUGAACACGUGGGUCCAGACAUGUUGUAUAUGAAACGUUUGACUGACAUUCAAUGCGAUACUACAGUGUAAGUUUGAGGUUAUAUUAAUAAGCAAUGGAGGCCUGUUUUUACUAUUUUAGGUCACAUGUCAAUUAAAUAUUCUUAUAGUGGUAUUUAAGAAAACAUUUGUUGGAAAUGCGUUCGAAAACAGUUUGGCUAAGCGUAUGCUGAGACGCAGACGACGCAGGUCCACACAGAGCAGCAGAUUUUGUAACAUAUUUACGUACUAAGUGCUACGUAUACUGUGGCGGAGUCACGUACGGCCCAGAAAUGCGUCUGUCCUGCUCUACGUCUCGUUGUAGCGCCGGCACAGAUUUCUGCGCGCUAAUUCUUAAUUUUGAUGCAAUUGCAAAUCAUUUCAUUGAAUUAGACUUUAAAAAUAGUAUAUUACGCACUUAGGGAGAAAAGUAGGCCAUUAUUUCCAGCGGGUGGCAAUGUCCUACUUAUCUGACGUGGUGCGUAUACGACUUUUUUCCCACCUGGGUGAAUAUCUGGCUUUUAGUCCCUGGUACGAGGGACAAAAGUCGUCUUGCCGGUAUAGAAUCGGCCACCCGUCUCCAGUACCAGGGACCAAAAGACAGCUUUUUAAUGGAGGUGGGAAAAAAAUAUAUUCAAAGAGGAGGCUUCGUAAUGCGUAAUUAAUUAUUGAAAUUAAAUGAUUUUCAUAUUAUGUAUGUUGAAUAAAAAAACUUACAAGCGACUUCUUGCAAAAGCAUCAGCUUACAAAGAAACCGCCCCUGGUGUAUUUAAAUAAUUUUUAAAAGUGAUCCGUACUGUAAAAGCAUAUCUCGCUCACCUCAUCCUAAUUCUAUGUACUGAAUUUACUUCUCAACUAGAAUACGUAUAUUAAUAUAAUAAUACGUAUAAGCUUACGCUUAACCUUAAGGUUUCAAUAAAUUUAAAUCUGACAGGGAAAGUAAAAAAUAAAAAAUUGUGUAGUUUUGGUGAAAACAGGCCUAAGUAAGUAGCCUAAACCUAUUUACGUAAAUAAGUACGUAUUAUAAUUGUAUUUAAUUUAGUUUUAAUCGAUUUUUAGUCAAGUAUUUGACCAAAAUAAUAAUUAAAUAAUAUAAUUCUAUGUAAGUGUUCAACCAUACUGCAGUGCAGGUACUUUAUUUUUACUAUACAUCAAAGCGAAUUUAAACACUACGUUUAUUUCAUAACAUAAAUUGAUGCCUUUAUUGAUGGAAAGAUUAUAUAUCAAUUUGUGGUCAUCAAUCACUGAUAUUAUUCAAUUAUUAUUGUGAGUUUCGUUGAUAAUCAACAGGCAAUAAUGUAUUCCAUAAAUCAUUCCAAAUACUAAGUCCCAUUUGACAGAUGUCAAUUUGACAGUCGCGUGAAGACACCCUGGCAAUAUCUAGGAUUAGUAAGGCAGAGCUUAAUCUGUAAUAAAUAAACAUAUACUAUAAUUAUAGGAUUCUAUAACCAAAAGGUAGCCACAACUCUAAAGCCGUUUUUAGACUUUUCGUCUGAUUUUCGGUUUGUCUGUGCACGCUCGUCUUAAAUAGGGCUAAACCAAAAUUGCGUUCAUUUCAUUGCUAUUAUCUGAACGCAAUUAAACUUUUUGAAAAGUGCGCGGUUAAAGACACGGGUGACCGAUUGUUUUUAUUAAAAAAAAUUGUUAAGCAAUCUGUCAAAUGGAAUUUCGUAUGGAAUGGAUUGUAGACAUAACAUAAACUGAAAUUUUGGGUGACAAACCUGACUGUUGACUGGGCUGUAUGGCGUACAAGUAUCUUUCUCGUCAUAAAGGAUGUUGAUUAAAAUGUUUGUCAUGUGUAAAUAUAUUGUGCAUGACAUAGUAUGUUUAAAUAUUUUUUUUUUAUAUAUUUUUUUACAAAUAUUUUUUAACUAUACAAUCUAUCGUUUUGUAGGUAUUCGCCCAAAACUGAAUUUGUAUUUAUUUCGAUGCGAUUAAGUAAUUAAUUAUUUUAAGUUAAAUGUUCCUUAUUUACAAUAAAACAUAUUAUGUUCCUUUUAGUCAUAUUAUUAUUUAUUCAAUCAUAAAUUUGCCUAAAAAAGAAGUAAGAAUGAAAUGACAUGAAUUAAAAUAUAUAUAAGUAGAUACGUCGACCACUUAUUAAAUUAUAAAUAUAUUAUUAUAAUACACCAUUAAAGUGAUCUCAAAAUUUUUAUUUUUCAAAUCAACACUUAAUUUUAAUGAAAUCUAACUUCUAAUAAUUUAUAUUAAGAAUGUUUAUUUUUCUUGAUUAUAAAUCUUUUUGAAGUGAAAAAUUUCUUUAGUGGCGUUGAGCAGCACUUUUGUUGGGAUGGGUAUUAAACGUUAAACUCGCGUCAGGGCACGUGGCCUGAUCUAAGAUUCGUAAGGCAGUCGUUGAAAUUAUGGAUGAAUAUUGAUUUUUCUGAGAGAUUAACUUUUUAAUGUAAAAUAAUUGUAAUAGUUCUGAAGUGUUAAAUUUUUUAUGUGAUAUAAAUAAUUUAUACUGACAAUUAUUGUCAGUUUAUGUGUAUGAUAGCGCAAUAAAUGAAUAUUGCAUUUAACCAUUUAUGUGGCUAGUACUUUUAUACUGAUAAAGAAAGCAAUUCGGGCGAAAUUAUUCCCUAACCAUUCCAAAAUAUUCAAAAAUGCACAACGUUUACUGUUCAAGUUUUCACUUCUGUCGGCACUCCCGGAGUGCAACCCGUUAUUUUUUUUAAUAAUUCUAAAUCGCAGCUCAAGGUUUAAUAAUAUAAAUAAAUGUGUGUGUAAAAAUAAGAAUAAACUUGAUGUAACGUACAAUUGAUAAGGUUUGAAAAUAAAAUCGUUGUGGCAGCGUC